GCCAUGCAAUCUAAAAGGCAAGCUGAUGAGGAAUACCAGAUUCUGGCAAACUCCUGGCGAUAUUCCAGUGCAUUUACCAAUAAGAUUUUUUUUGCUAUGGUAGAUUUUGACGAAGGCUCAGAUGUAUUUCAGAUGCUAAACAUGAAUUCUGCUCCAACCUUCAUUAACUUCCCUGCUAAAGGGAAGCCUAAACGGGGUGACACGUACGAACUCCAGGUGCGCGGCUUUGCGGCUGAACAGCUUGCUCGCUGGGUGGCUGACAGAACGGAUGUCAAUAUUCGUGUGAUAAGGCCACCAAACUAUGCUGGACCAUUGAUGUUAGGACUGCUGCUGGCUGUCAUAGGAGGCCUCGUAUAUUUGCGUGGAAGCAACCUGGAUUUUCUGUAUAACAAAACUGGCUGGGCAUUUGCUGCUUUGUGUUUUGUGUUAGCAAUGACUUCAGGCCAGAUGUGGAACCACAUUAGAGGUCCGCCCUAUGCGCAUAAGAAUCCCCAUACAGGACAAGUGAACUAUAUCCAUGGAAGCAGCCAAGCCCAAUUUGUGGCAGAAACACACAUUGUUCUUCUGUUUAAUGGUGGUGUUACUUUAGGAAUGGUACUCCUCCAUGAAGCUGCUACUUCUGACAUGGAUGUGGGGAAAAGAAAAAUCAUGUGUAUUGCUGGUAUUGGCUUGGUGGUGUUGUUCUUCAGCUGGUUGCUGUCUGUCUUCAGAUCUAAAUACCAUGGCUACCCGUACAGUUUCCUAAUGAGUUAAAGGAUUCCAGAAUCUGUAACAUCAGAAAGGUGGCGACUCUGAAAUUGCGUGUAAUGGAAUGGAAGAGCUAGAUGUGUAUGGUUCGUGCUACCUCUCUUUACACUGAAUGAGAUAGUUAAACACUGAACCAAAGACGACAUGCAGUGCCUUAAACAUAACAAGGAAUUUACUCUGAAGGACACAGAGUAUAAGAUGCAAUCUCUUUUUCGUAAGCUUUACAUCUUCUUAAACAGCUCUACUUCUAGUGAAACUCAGAACUUAAUGCUUAGAACUACCUUUCCGUAGACUAACUAGAAACAGUACUUUAAAUUCAAUUGGAUAAUCUGUUUCCCCUAUGUUUCUCUUCCCCUCAAAUAUUUAUCACUUUAUUUCUGUUUGUGCAUAGCAGGUGGCAGUAGCUUCUCUGUCAUGCCUUUUCACGGUUGAGAAAACAUCUUCAUCUACCUGGAAAUCUUCUCCUUCAGUCUGUGUGCAACCCUUGGAGCAUACUCCAAAUUCCAGUGUGGAAUGUGCAUAUCCUAGAGCUGUAUCUCAUUUUUGAGAAGCAUACUUAACUGCUGCAUGAUGCAAGAGGUUGUUUCACAGAUGAAGGGAGAAUUUUCAACAGGUAGAACUGAGUUAAGUCAAUUAUUCAUUAAAAACUUUCUUUGCCAAAUGCUGAAACCGUGACAUUUGAGUUGUACGCGUUGGCUCAGAGCUGAAAAAAAUACACAGACCAUCACUCACACUCAAAAAUACAAAACAAAGCUACAAAGGUAACUAGCUAUCUGUAGCAUGAAUUAAAGGUUGCUAGCAGUCUUUCAAUUUACUGCUCAGAGCCCUGACAAACCAACAGGUAUCAGAUUUUUGGUCACUAUGUAAGUUCUUGCAUUCUCCAUUUACUUUCUGCAAGUUUUUAUCCUUGGAGAGGAUAUGGGAGUGGGCAGAGAGAUCUAAUCCCAGGAUAAAUUAUCGUUACCCCGGGAAUGAUUUAGCCUUACAAUUGAAUGCACGUGCUUUUUGCUCUCUUGUUUUAUUCUCUUAUCUCGCAAAGAUACUUUGCCUUAAGGAUUCUUGAGUGGAAGACAUUGUGCCUCAGCCCAAACUGUUGUGUAGUUCAGCACCUGUACUACAGGAAAUCUUUGCAGCCUGAUUCAGUAAUCCUUCCAUAGGCUGUGGUGGCCUUGGAGG
Egretta garzetta (little egret) is the source of this 1923-nucleotide messenger RNA. It is a transcript of the gene MAGT1, whose product is annotated as magnesium transporter 1. NCBI's taxonomy places the organism in Eukaryota, Metazoa, Chordata, Aves, Pelecaniformes, Ardeidae. Bases 4 to 753 code for a protein of 249 amino acids. The transcript has 9 exons. Gene Ontology annotation, cellular component: oligosaccharyltransferase complex. The record is from RefSeq and is a predicted model, not a curated record.